Molecule: messenger RNA, 1684 nt
Organism: Anopheles funestus (African malaria mosquito)
Lineage: Eukaryota; Metazoa; Arthropoda; Insecta; Diptera; Culicidae
Product: zinc finger protein 814-like
Exons: 3
Coding region: 97-1566 (489 amino acids)
Biological process (GO): regulation of transcription by RNA polymerase II
Cellular component (GO): nucleus
Molecular function (GO): RNA polymerase II cis-regulatory region sequence-specific DNA binding; zinc ion binding; DNA-binding transcription factor activity
Source: RefSeq, a predicted model, not a curated record
GAGAUAUGUCACUUAGCACGUAAACAUAAAAUCCCUAGCAAACCGAAAGACUUCUUGCUCAGUAUAGCGGGCUAAAAUAACUUAUAAACCUCUACAAUGAGCCUGCAAUGUCGUGUUUGCUUGGGAUUUUCUGAAAAUUAUACUUCUCUGGCUACCGAGAGUCGUGGUACAACUCUAGCAGAAAUUAUACAAUUCUGCGCUUAUGUUAAGAUAGCCGAUGAUGACGGUUUUCCGUCUCAGGUCUGUUUAACGUGCAGCAAGGAUGCUGUGAACGCUUACACGUUUGUAACGAAAUGCCGCCAAUCAGACUAUGCACUACGAGCAGAGAAAUCCCUCACAAAGACGCCGAUACAAACCACUUCUACUGAUAUUUCUGCCACACAUGUCCAGGGUAGUGCGGGCGCAAGAACUCUAGAAUUAAUGGUGGAAUUGGUAUCAGAUUCUCCAAGUAUGGUCAAUUCGAUACAGGAUGAUAUUCCACCUAGUGAUGAUAUGUACGUUAUUGAGUACCUUAAUGAUGAUGAAAUCCAGCAUUCCAGCCAGGAAUCCGAAGACCAAACCUGUAACGACGAUAGGAAUUUAUCUACGAGGAGCGAUCAGUUUGAAUGCGAUUCAAACUAUUACUGUUGCCAUAGUGACUGCAUAUUAACAUUCCACACUAAACAUGAACUGAAAGAGCACAUUAGUUUGCAGCACCUACUAGAUAUCGGAGAGCAAGAUAUUUCAGAUACACAUUACCGCUGCAAUAACUGUGAUCACACGUUUUCCAGUGAGCACGAACUUGACAGCCAUGAACUGCUUUUACAGCUGAAGAAAAGCAUAAUUAAUCCGGAAAGCAGAGGGCGCCCUAAGGCUUAUCCAUGUUUAUUUAACGCGGAAGAAAAAAAGUGCUGUGAUUGUUACGCUUCGUUCUCUACGAUUGAAUCACUGCUAGAGCACACCCUGCAACGGCACUCGAUACGCAAAACGGUACAGGAUCCUACCCGGUCGGUUCGAUGCGAGGUAUGCUAUAAGCUGUUUCGUACCAAAUAUAGCCUCUACUCUCAUCAGAAUGCUCCUUACAAACCGCGCAAAUACCGUUGCAACACGUGCGGUGCCUCCUAUCUGACGCCUUCGCGCCUUGCGGCGCACGAGGCUGUGCACAGUACAGAACGAAAGUUCAAGUGUAUAGAAUGUGGCGCAAGCUUUAAAAACGAGCAAAACCUCAACACCCAUUCUUUACUGCACCGCGAAAAGAAAGAGGUAUGCAGCACGUGCGGGUUGAGGUUUCAUCGAAAGUCCAACCUACGGAUGCAUCAGCGGGUUCACUCCGAUGCGUACUAUACCGCCUGUCCGCAUUGCGGUAAGAAAUGCAAAAGACAGUCACAACUGAAAGAACAUCUGAAGGUGCACAUGAGUGAAAAACCGUUGGGUUGUCGAUAUUGUGCAAAACGAUUUAUGUAUACGAGCGAUCGGAAGCGGCACGAGAUGACACACACAGGAACAUAUCCCUUCACAUGCAGUUGUUCGAAAAAGUUUAGCCGAAAUCGUUUGUAUAUGCAGCACAUUGCAAAGUGUAAGACGUAGCGAGAGCGUUUUGGGAUAUAUCCGGAAUGUAUAGCUAGCCGUUCCAAUUGAACUGGAUUUUAAUCCAGCAGAAGGCUGACAAAUUUGCCAAAAAUAAACGUGACGGACGAAGAACAAA